This is a messenger RNA of Colias croceus (clouded yellow), 1604 nucleotides long. RefSeq names its product dioxygenase tasH-like. Gene Ontology annotation, molecular function: zinc ion binding; ferrous iron binding; oxidoreductase activity, acting on single donors with incorporation of molecular oxygen. The record is from RefSeq and is a predicted model, not a curated record. The coding region runs from base 156 to 1076 and encodes 306 amino acids. The transcript is spliced from 2 exons. NCBI's taxonomy places the organism in Eukaryota, Metazoa, Arthropoda, Insecta, Lepidoptera, Pieridae.
ACUCUUUAAGCUUAUCGAAAUACCCUUGACAACCAGUGGGACUGAUAAGUUAUAAAUCGUCAUGAAACGUAUACAAAACAAAUCGUCAAGGACAGUACUGUCGUAACCUAUUUUUUACUAUCUGAAUGAGAUGAGUAAUAAAUAAUUCGCUUGUAAUGCUUAUUCUUAAUACACUUACAAUCCUCGUCCAAGUGGUGUUCAUCGUGUUUAUGUCAUUGAUAUCUAUGAAUAUAAUUCGACAUUUUACAAGUGUUACAAAAAUGGUUCUCGUCGCUCCUGCAUUAUUUGUUAACCACGGUGGUGGACCUCUCCCUCUAUUGGGGGACGAGGAACACAUAGGACUCACAAACUUUCUACGAGACGAAGUGAAGAAACAUGUGAAUUUUAAAGACUUAAAAGCGAUUAUUCUCGUGACAGCACACUGGGAGGAAGGAAAAGUAACAAUAUCGUCGAGUAAACAUCACGAUUUGUAUUUCGAUUACUACGGCUUCCCGCCAGAAUCUUACAAGUAUAAAUACGAUGCGCCAGGUAAUCCAGAACUGGCGAAGCAAAUACAAAAAACAUUGUCAGAGUCUGGGAUUGAAGCAAAGUUGGAUCCACACAGAGGUUGGGACCACGGCGUGUUCGUACCUAUGAUGCUGAUGAACCCAGCGGCAAACGUACCGAUUGUACAAAUAUCAGUGCUCUCAAGCCAGGAUCCCAGUGAGCAUUACAAACUUGGUGAAGCAUUAUACAAAUUCCGCAAAGAAGGUAUUGCUAUCAUCGGAUCUGGAAUGUCGUAUCACAACAUGCGUGCGUUUAUGUACGCGCGGAACCAGGACAAUGUUGUAAAUGAAAAGUUUGAUGCGUUUUUGAAUGACGCUUGUACUUCAAGUAAUGAUAAGCGGAGAGAACAGCUGUUGAUGUGGGACGCACAGCCACAGGCGCGGGAGGCGCACCCGCCGAGAGCUGCGGAGCAUUUUAUGCCGUUAAUCGUGAUCGCUGGGGCUGGUGGGAAAGGCCCAGGUGAAAGGAUAUUCAAUUGGGACCUUAGCAAUUGUUUUAGAUUGAGCGGCUUCAUCUGGAAGGAAGAGUAGCUUUUAUUUGUAUUCAUUAAUUUAAAAUAUGGGAUAUAAUGUAUGCUUGAGGAUGUGUUAGUGCCUUUUAAGUGAAAAUAACUCUGAGGUUCAUAAAGUUAAAUUUUGAUUUAAAGUAGUGCACAGGUUUUUUUUUCUGUUUUUACUUUUUUCUUCUUUUUAAUUGGUUUGACAAGUGAUUGAUGAAGCAAUAAAUUUGUUAUACUUGAUUACUAAAAUUUAUUAUAAAUAAAUAUCACAAUUAUUUAUCCCUAGAUUCUUUUGAUGAAGAAAUGCAAACUAAAUUUCAAUAUUUAGUUUAGUUUUAACAAAAUCACUAGAUACUGUAUUUGUUAAUUAAUUUGAAAUUGAUAUUAUGAUGUGUUGCAUUUCUUUAAAAAUAUGUAAAUAUCAAUAUGGGAACUAUGGUUUUUAGAAUACCCAUUAAAAGGCAAUCUGUAUAGUUACUUUUAAUUAAAAUAAAUGAUAAGGGACCAUGAAAUUGUUAUUAGAAUAUUUUUUAUUCAACUUAAUAUACAAUUGUUGGCA